CUUCGAACGAAUUUAGGGUUUCCCUAUAAAUAACACUCUCUUUCGCUCUCUCCCCACGACGCAGAUCGACCUCUCUGGUUCCUCCGAAAGCACUCGAGCCGACCGAGCCAAGAAGGGGCAGACGGAGAGAGAUGGCGACGGUGCCGGGACAGCUGAUUUGGGAGAUAGUGAAGAAGAACAACUCGUUCCUGGUGAAGGAGUUCGGGCGAGGGAACGCCAGCGUCCAGUUCAGCAAAGAGCCCAACAAUCUCUUCAACCUCAACUCCUACAAGCACUCCGGGUUGGCCAACAAGAAGACAGUCACUGUUCAACCAGUGGGUAAGGAGCCAUUUGUGUUACUUGGCACCACCAAGACCAAUAAGCAGAAUAAACCAGCAGCUUUGCUUCACAAGUCUGUCAUGAAGAAGGAGUUCCAGAGAAUGGCCAAGGCUGUCGCCAACCAGGUGGGAGAUAACUACUACCGCCCUGAUCUGAAGCAUGCGGCACUCUCGAGGUUGAGCGCUGUGCAUAGAAGCCUCAAGGUUGCAAAAUCCGGUGUCAAGAAGAGGAACAGGCAGGCUGUUAAAAUCCGUGGCAGGAAGUGAGUUUUGAUGGAAUCAGAGUCCACUUUUGGUUUGGAGUCUUUCAAGAAAUGGUUUCGUUUGCUGCCUUUUUUUCCUUGAACUUCUUAUGAAAAUGUAUUUUUUAUCGAGACAUCAUCGACACAGGUUAGCUGAAGAGGAACUUAGUAUUUUUGGAUCAA
Rhodamnia argentea is the source of this 742-nucleotide messenger RNA. Its product is annotated as 60S ribosomal protein L28-2-like. Gene Ontology annotation, molecular function: structural constituent of ribosome. Bases 132 to 584 code for a protein of 150 amino acids. NCBI's taxonomy places the organism in Eukaryota, Viridiplantae, Streptophyta, Magnoliopsida, Myrtales, Myrtaceae. The record is from RefSeq and is a predicted model, not a curated record. The transcript has 4 exons. Gene Ontology annotation, biological process: translation. Gene Ontology annotation, cellular component: cytosolic large ribosomal subunit; ribosome.